This is a messenger RNA of Rhagoletis zephyria (snowberry fruit fly), 330 nucleotides long. Its product is annotated as flotillin-1-like. The record is from RefSeq and is a predicted model, not a curated record. Lineage: Eukaryota; Metazoa; Arthropoda; Insecta; Diptera; Tephritidae. Gene Ontology annotation, molecular function: protease binding. Gene Ontology annotation, cellular component: plasma membrane; flotillin complex; cytoplasmic vesicle. Gene Ontology annotation, biological process: positive regulation of endocytosis; positive regulation of cell-cell adhesion mediated by cadherin; regulation of receptor internalization.
AUGGAGGCAGAAGCGGAGGCCGAGUCGAUUCGCCUGCGCGGCGAAGCUGAGGCGGCGGCCAUUCAGGCGAGGGCCCGCGCCGAGGCGGAGACACUGGCAAAGAAGGCCGACGCCUUUAAGCAGUACGAGAAGGCCGCCAAGUUGGAGAUGAUUCUCCAGAAGCUGCCACAGAUCGCCUCUGAAAUCACCGACCCGCUGUCGAAGGUGAACAAGAUCGUCAUGGUCUCCAACUCUGACCAGAUCGGCGUCUCGAAGAUGACCGGCGAGGUGCUGGACAUCAUCGGCAAGAUCCAGUCCACCGUGACCAACAUUGCCAACAGCGACGCUGCA